Molecule: messenger RNA, 1843 nt
Organism: Guillardia theta CCMP2712
Lineage: Eukaryota; Cryptophyceae; Pyrenomonadales; Geminigeraceae
Exons: 6
Coding region: 155-1843 (562 amino acids)
Biological process (GO): amino acid transmembrane export from vacuole
Source: RefSeq, a predicted model, not a curated record
AGAAGCAGCACAAGGGCCCUCGCUGUCAGCACCUGAGGCGUAAGAGCGCGUUGCCUUCAGCCCCUCUUGCUCGUGAGACUCGGAGAGGUUGGUAGAGACGGUUGAGGACCUCGCACACCAGUUAAAACCAGCAAAGCCUGUCAUAGAGACACAGAUGGAGGAGUUGGACCCAGCUCCCCUGGGCAUGGACGGCAAGCAACCAGCUAACUCACCACCAUGUGUGGAAGAGUCGUCGGUUGUAGAUCCAACUGCACACGCCAUCAUGGAGAUCUUUACUCACUCUCAUAGCGACGGGUACAAGCCGAUGCCCUUUUAUCAGCGUUUCAAAGAAGAGAUUCGAUUGUGGGGCUCGGAAUCGAGAGAGAGGAUGGCAUGGUACACCUACGACUGGGCCAACAGCAUGUUCGCAGCGAUGGCCGUGACUUUCUUCAUGCCGCUGCUAUUGGCGUCCAUGGCAAAAACUGCCGCCUUCAAGGGCAAUCUCAUCCCUACCUGCUCAAAUUGCACCUCCUACAGUUGCCCUCAAAGCGUCGCGAGCUGUCAGAUGUGUAUCAUGGGUGAAGGAGACAAGUAUUGGAACGCUAGCAGUCAAGAAUGGACGGACCUGCCAACCAGAACCAUCGCCUGGUGGCCUGGAAACGUUGAUGCCUUUCAGUUUGCGACGAGAGUUGUAUCCUACAGCGUCAUUCUUCAGUUGAUCAUCUUCAUCACGAUAGGAGCCAUCGCAGACUACGAGAGGUACCGAUACGUGUUCUUCUUGGGUUUCAUCAUUGUUGGGAGUAUAUCUUGCAUGCUGUUGAUCAGUGUGACGAGCUCGUCGCUCUACGUCUAUGCUGGAGCUCUCGUCAUCAUCAGCAAUGCGUGCUGGGGGGCAGCCAACGUGCUCUACAACUCGUACCUUCCCUUGAUCGUUGCGGACCACAAGGAAGUGGUUGCGGCGAACGGGAACCAUGAUGUAUGGGAGGACAUCGAGAACUUCAUGAGCUCUCUCGGCUUCAUGAUGGGGUAUGUGUCGGGGAUCAUCAGCACUAUCGCUGCUCUCAUCCUUGUCUCUGUUAUCGCUAAUCAGGAGGUUGCAUACAAGAUCAACAUCUUCAUCGCGGGGGCGUGGUGGGCUGUGUUUUCUGUGGUGACCUUGAGGGGUUUGAAGGUGAGAAAAGGAAAGUCAAGCACUGGGGAGAGAUUUCUCAUCUUCCGCGGAUGGUAUUCUACGUUCAACUCGUUUGUACAUGCUGCUCAAUACCCGGAAACCUUUAAGUUUUUCCUCGCUUGGUUUUUCUACUCAGACAGCUACUCGACCGUAGCUCAGGUCGGCGUGUUGCUGGCUCAGCAGCAGCUUUGCAUGCCUGGCUCUAAGCUGGCAUUCAUCCUCGUCUUCACCAUGAUUUUUGCGCUUUUUGGGAACAUGUUCUUUCUCUGGCUGCAGCAGAGGUGGGCAAUCGGGUCAAAGGCGAUCGUCACGAUCAACCUCUUCGGUUACAUUGUGAUCUGCGUGAUCGGGAUGAUGGGGUUCAUUCCAGGCUCCAAGGUCGGCUUCAAGACCGACACAGAGGCUUACGUGUUCGCACUGAUCCAUGGGUUCAUGGUCGGGUCGCUCCAAUCUUUCUCUCGCACCAUCUGCUCCGACUUGUCUGUUCCUGGGAGGGAGUCGGAGUUCUUCGCUCUCUUCGAGAUCACCAACAAGGGAUCCUCCUGGCUUGGGCCACUGAUCGUUGGAGAGCUGUAUCGAGCGAACGGGAACAUGAACUACGGGUUUCUGUACCUUUUCCUCAUGAUCGUUCUGCCGAUGUUUUUGUUUUGGAGUGUGAAGCACGAGAAGGGGAUGCGGGAUGUUGGAAGGUGA